AUGGAUUUUGAAAAUUAUUCUCUGAGACGGCAAAACACUAAUUUACAAUAUGAACUCACGUUGACUCGCAAGAUUUUAAAUAUGCAAUUGGAGAUCGAUUCAUUAAGAGAAGAAGUUAAUAGGCUUAGAGACGAGAAUAGUAGGCUUAAAAAU
Funneliformis mosseae is the source of this 153-nucleotide messenger RNA. The record is from the annotation of a GenBank genome assembly. NCBI's taxonomy places the organism in Eukaryota, Fungi, Glomeromycota, Glomeromycetes, Glomerales, Glomeraceae.